This is a messenger RNA of Lotus japonicus, 3899 nucleotides long. RefSeq lists its product as uncharacterized. Bases 206 to 3514 code for a protein of 1102 amino acids. NCBI's taxonomy places the organism in Eukaryota, Viridiplantae, Streptophyta, Magnoliopsida, Fabales, Fabaceae. The record is from RefSeq and is a predicted model, not a curated record. The transcript has 11 exons.
AUUAGUUUAGUUUUCCCACUGCGGACCACAACUCGAACCACUUUGUCUUUCUUUCUUCCUUCACUCACUCCUCACUCAUCACUCGUUGCUCAUCCCACAUUCAAUUCAAAUUGAAGACACGCACCUUCAUCUUCUCUCUCUCUCCCUCUGCAUCAGAAACCACAAAACUCGUUUUCAGAUCUCAAACAGUUUUUAGAUUUUGGAAAUGGGGGAUGCUAUUCAUGCUGGUGCACCUUUGGAUUACGCUUCGAUUCAGAUUUUUCCGAAUCAAAACAGGUAUGAGGCAUGUGUCUGCAAGGGGAAACAAUUCGAGAAAGUGGCUGCUGGACUUUUGGAACAUUUGUCGCCACAUGUAACUGAAAUUAGUGAUUUGUGUGCUAAGGGAUUUGAUGCAAACUUUGAUCUCAAAUUACCCAAAAAUCUGCAUGGUGCUGAAUGGUUUUCUAAAGCAACUGUUAAAAGGUUCCUGCAUGUUGUUAGUUCACCAGAUUUAAUAAAUGUCAUCAAUACUAUCUUGGAUGAGAUGUCUAAGUUGGAGGAUUCAAAAAAAUUCCAUGCUUCUUUAUAUGGAAAGGACCGUCAGGGUCAUCUUGAAAGUGAGGAAAGAGAUGGUAACAGCAGCUUGCACAGUGACGCACCAACGACCAAACCUGAAGUUAAUAUUAUGACAUCCGACGCAUCAAAGAAUGAAUUGUUACGAGCAAUGGAUCUAAGACUCACAGCUUUGAACAACAAGUUAGCUGGGACUUUUAAUGAGGCUACUGGUGCUAAAUGCUCCCUUAAAGAUAUGGCUUAUUUAGCAAACUUUUGUCAGCAUUUUGGUGCCACUAAUAUAGAGCAAUCUUUGUGCAAGUUUAUAAAGCUAAACCAAAAGAGCCAGGAUGUUGAUCCCCUGAAUAAUGAAACUACCUCACUUGCAAGUGAUGUGAGUCAUGUGACGCAUGAUGAUGCAAAAAGGGCCGUUAAAAACCUACAGACAUCCAAAUCAUCACAUUCAGAUACUCCAGUCAAGUACAGUGUUUCACCUGCUAAAGCUGCUCAAGUUGAGAGAAACUAUUCAACAGAAAGUGAGGAAUCUUCUGACUCAAGUGAUAGGGAUCAAACAUCUGCUGAGAGAAGUCGAUCUCUAACAAGAUCUAUAACACCCAGAAGAUCAGCAUCCCCAAUGCGAAGGGUACAAAUAGGAAAAGCUGGACCCCGCAGAGCUGCUGCAUUAACUAUCAAGAGUCUCAAUUAUUUUCCUGGUAGGGAGAGACCAAUAUCUUAUAACGAUACUUCUGAAAAUGGUUGUGAAGGGGAAGUAUCAGAACAACCCCAUAAGAAGUCAGAAAUUGAUGUAAAGAGGAUAACUGUGCAAGCUGCCAUCAGUCUUUUUGAAAGCAAACAGCGGGAUCAAUCUACAGAUAUUCAAAAGAGGAAAUCAUUGGCAGAUGUUUCUGUUAGUACAAAUAAAUCUGUCUUGAGAAGAUGGAGUUCAGGUAUGGGGGAAACCUCAGUUCAGGGCGAGCCAGAAAAUGUUCCUGAAGAUCCUGAUCCAGUGACUUCCAAUGAUGUACAUGCUGAGCAUCCUCAGAAUUCAGAAGUAGGAAUGGGGUCUGAUUUUAUUUCUGAAAGUCACAAAAACAACGAGAUCACUGAUCUCGAUAUAAAACCAGAAGGGCAGGAAAAUAUAGGUUCUAUUAGUGUAGAUAAUCAAGAUGAAACUGAUCCAAAAGUAAGAGAGGAUAUUGCCAAAAAAUUAGCAGCCUCAGCAGAAUGGAAUCAACGAAAGCAAGCAGAGUUCAACCAGAUUCUUAAGAAAAUGGUUGAAAGUAAGCCUGUUUUAUUUGGAAAGUCCCAGCCCAGCAAAAACAAGAAUAUUUCGUUUGAACAAAGAGGAGGGUCUUAUGAUAAUUAUAAGGAGAAAAGGGAUGCAAAACUUCGGGGAGAGAAGGCUGGAAAACGAGUAGAAAAGGAAACACAGUUUCGAGAAAUGCAGGAACUACUUGAUAAGAGGAAAGCUGAAAUGUUGUCCAAAAAUGUGAGUGCAAACAAAAAAAGUUCUCCAAGGUUACCCCAAAAAUCUCUUAGAAGUUCACCCCAGCCUGCAAAUUCCCCAAAGGAAACCCCUAAACCUUCAGUUACGAAAAAGGUGCAGGCUAGGUCGUCAUCAAUGCCUGCUACGCGCAAGUCUUGGUCAGCAACGCCUUCACCAAGGGCUGCUGGGAUAUCCCCUGCUAAUGCUCGUGGUGGAGUUUCAUCUGCUAGCAGCACCCCGACACGCCGGAAACCAGUGCCAACAUCAUCUGUUCCCCAACCAAGCCCCCAGAAGGAAAAAUCUCAGAAGGAAAAAUCUCAGCCACGAAGCAGAAAUGAGAAAGAAAUUCAGGCCAGUAAAGUCAGGAGCCUCAAAACCAUGAAUGAGAAGCAGCAGCCAAUUGCCCCAAGCAAGAGCAAGGCAGUCAAAGCAAAAGUGACGAAAGCUCCUGGAGAAACUGUUCCUUCAAAGACUAGCUUAGUUAACAAGGGAACCAAGAAAAGCAGUGUAGUGCCAUUGGAAUCAAAACCAUUUCUACGUAAGGGUUCUCGGGUGGUUAAUGUUACUGGUGAUCUUAACAAGAAAAAGAGUCCUCUGAAACUGGAUGAAUCUCAAAGAGAAAGUGAAGAUCUUAUUGAAGAUCAAGAAAGUGGGUUGGUUGUCAAUACUUCUGACUUGGUCAGUCAGCAUUCAGAUGGGGACACGAAGAUGCCUUGUCAUCAAAAUGCUGCUGCAGAACCAGGCCCUCAGAAUCAGAUAAACAAUGACAUGGUGUAUGGUGAGUCAGAGAACUCAGCCCAGGGUGCUAUUGAUGGUAAUGUAUUUACAGAUGUAGAAGAAUCUUCCUUGAAGUUGAAUGUAAGAAAUGAAGAAGAAUCAACCAUUUCACCUUCUGCCUGGGUUGAGACUGAAGAGGAUCUGGAGCCGCCCAAGCCAUGUGAUGAUAGCACAUUCCAAUCUGCAUCUCUGGCCAACACUGCCCCGGAAGGAUCUGCUAGUCCUCGUGUUCGUCAUUCUCUGUCGCAGAUGCUUCAAGAAGAAUGCAGUGAACCAGACAUUAGUGAGUGGGGGAAUGCUGAGAAUCCUCCUGCCAUGAUUUAUCAAAAAGAUGCGCCCAAAGGUCUGAAAAGACUCUUGAAAUUUGCUCGGAAGAACAAGGGCGAUACUGGUUCUACUGGCUGGUCUAGUCCAUCUGUUUUUUCUGAAGGAGAGGAUGAUGCUGAGGAAUUGAAAAAUUCAAAUAGAAGGAAUGCUGACAAUCUACUGAGAAAGGCUGCACUUAAUGUGAAAAGCUAUGGGCAACCAAAAAGUUCAGUACAUGAAGGAUAUGAAAGUUCAGUUCUCUGCCAUGCAGCAAACAGCGAUGAUGGCAAGGGUUAUCAAAGGACGCAAGGCGGCCGGGAUUCAAGUACUGGUCCGGCCCCAAGAGCAUCAAGGUCAUUCUUUUCUCUUUCAGCUUUUAGGGGAAGCAAACCCUCCGAGUCGAAGUUUCAAUAAUGCUAUUAUGGGGAACUCAUAAGAUUAUUGACUUUUGCCACCAUACCAGAACAUGUUCAUGUUCAUGUCAGGUCUAGCAUGGAUUUUCCCCCUACUUCUCAUGCUAUGUCUUACAUCAACAAGUGCCACCAAAUCAUAAAUAAUUCCAGCGGAUUGAUGAUAGUUAAGUGGGGAUGGUGGAAUGUUGUAAAUUCAGUUAAUUGUGUCGCUCUAUUUUAUUUCUUUACCUUAAAAUUAUUAUAUGUCAAAAUCAUCAGGCCUCCUCUUAGGAAAUUUUCGUAUAGCUGGAUUCUUUGUUAUAAUGUUGUUAACGUUCAUUUCAUCGUAUGGUGCUGUUACAUCAUAUUAUUGAUCAUUGUAGAUAACUAAAUUGGAGUUGUCAGUU